Dreissena polymorpha is the source of this 2223-nucleotide messenger RNA. RefSeq lists its product as uncharacterized. The coding region runs from base 1 to 2223 and encodes 740 amino acids. The record is from RefSeq and is a predicted model, not a curated record. Lineage: Eukaryota; Metazoa; Mollusca; Bivalvia; Myida; Dreissenidae. The transcript is spliced from 2 exons.
AUGUGCCCAAGACUGCUUCGUCGCCUUUGGCGCCUAAUUAAGGUGGUAUGGAGAAAAGGACAGGUAACCGAGUGCUGGCAGAAAGCAGAAGGCCUAUUUGUUCCUAAGGAAACAAACUCGCACAACAUUAGCCAGUUCAGGACAAUAUCACUUUUAAAUGUGGAAGGCAAGAUCGUCUUUGCUGUUCUCGCUAGAAGACUGACCACAUACCUUACUGCUAACAAAUAUGUGGAUACUUCAAUCCAAAAAGGAGGUGUGCCUGGAUUUUCUGGCUGCGUAGAGCACACAAGCGCUUUAAGCCAGCUGCUAAUACGAAGAGCGCUGGAUCACUAUCACAUACCAGCACAUGUACAGAAGAUUGUCCUUGGGUACCUAGACAACAUUCAGCUGCGCUUCUCAGUGAGAGAGAAGAUAACAGAGUGGCAGAGGCUUGAGAAGGGAAUCAUUACUGGCUGCACCGUUUCCGUUGUCCUAUUUGUCAUGGGCAUGAACCUCAUCCUGAAUGCUGCCAAGAAGGAAACCCGUGGACCAAAAACUUCGUCAGGGAUCUACCUACCAAGCAACAGGAGCUUCAUGGAUGACUUGACUAUAACAACCCAGACACAUGUGCAGGCUAGAUGGGUCCUCUCAGCUCUUGAGAGUACAACAUCUUGGGCAAGAAUGAAAUUCAAGCCAAAGAAAUCCAGAAGCCUUAUUAUCAAGAAAGGCCAGUCAACCAAUAAGUUCAACCUCCAGGUACAGGGAGAAGACAUACCAUCUAUCAUGGAUAGUCCAAUCAAGUGCCUGGGCAAGUGGUAUGAUGCCAGCCUCAACGAUACAAAUAAUGUAAAGCGCAUCAAAGGCCAGCUAAAUGAAGGGUUGAAACAAAUAGACAGGUCUUGGCUACCAGGAAAAUUCAAGGCCUUGUUGUUUCAACACGGACUACUACCUCGCCUGAUGUGGCCCCUUAUGUUGUAUGAGAUAGCAACAUCAACAGUGGAGGGCCUAGAAAGAACCAUAAGCAGGCAUCUUCGAAGAUGGUUAGGGGUACCACCAAGCUUUACAAACAUAGGUCUUUAUGGAAGAUCCAAUCAGUUACAACUCCCGCUCUCAUCAUUAGUGGAGGAGUUCAAGGCAUCAAAGGCAAGGCUGGUGGUAACUCUGAAAGAAUCCCGAGAUGAUAAGAUCAGGAAAGCUGGCAUAGAGACAAGAACAGGGAGAAAGUGGUCAGCCAGCCAGGCAGUGACACAGGCAGAAAGUAUACUUAGGCAGAAAGACAUUGUUGGAACAACCACUAGCGGGCGCCAAGGUCUUGGAAUCUCAACAUGUCCUAGAUGGAGCCAAGCAGCCAGUGGGGAAAAAAGGAAAAUGGUAGUAGAUGAAGUGCGGAAGAUGGAAGAAGACGAGAGAAGAUCUAGAGCAGUAGCCACAUGGACAAAAUGGGACACCACACCAAGGAUGAUGACAUGGGACCAGAUCUCGAAGUAUGAGCCUUUGCGAAUCAGCUUCUUACUGCGGUCGGUAUAUGAUCUGCUACACUCACCAGCUAACCUACACAGAUGGGGAAUACAAGACAGCCCAUCAUGUCAACUGUGUAACAGAACUGGAAGCAUGGAGCACAUACUAUCGGCAUGCAGCACAGCACUCACGCAAGGCAGAUAUAGAUGGCGCCAUGACCAAGUGCUUCGAGAUAUGGCAGACAUUCUUGAAAGACAGCGAAUGAAGAAGAGAAAACAGCCACAGCCCAAAACCAUCCACUUUGUCAAGGAGGGCCAGUCAGCACCUAAAGGCAAAAGAACAAAAUCUUCAGUACUUGACGAAGCUGACAAUUUGAAUAUGGCUGCUGACCUACAGAAAAAGCUUGUCUUUCCGGAGGUAAUACAAACCAAUCUCAGACCCGACAUUGUCAUCUGGUCCAACACUGCAAAGCACCUGGUGAUGAUUGAAUUGACAAUCCCAUGGGAAACAAGGUGUGAAGAAGCCUAUGAAAGGAAGAAAACCAAGUACUCUGAUCUCAUGGACCAAUGCAGACAACAAGGAUGGAGAACCUGGCUGUUCCCUGUUGAAAUAGGAGCAAGGGGUUUCCCAGCCAAUUCACUAUGGAAGAUGUUGGGCGCCAUGGGACUCAACGGCCAUGAGAGAAGGACUGCUGUGGGAAGACUAGAACAAUCAGCUGAAAUGGCAUCCAGUUGGCUUUGGUCUCGAAGAGAUGAGAGGAGCUGGAAGCCAGUCACCAACACGUAG